Cucumis sativus (cucumber) is the source of this 1793-nucleotide messenger RNA. RefSeq lists its product as uncharacterized. Lineage: Eukaryota; Viridiplantae; Streptophyta; Magnoliopsida; Cucurbitales; Cucurbitaceae. The transcript is spliced from 2 exons. The record is from RefSeq and is a predicted model, not a curated record. The coding region runs from base 188 to 1429 and encodes 413 amino acids.
UCAGUAUUCCACGUGCUACUGUGAAAUCUCUCGUCAAUUCGUUUCUCAGUAUCAUCCCCACAUUUCCUUCCCUUACUUCAAUGCCAUUUCUCUUCCUUCUUCCCCUGUCUUCUUCUUCUUCUUCUUCCUCCUCCAUUUCCUCUUCUUCCCUUACGUCUCAUUCCACUUCUUUUCUUCACUCACUAUCAUGAAGAUUGACUCCUUCAAACCCUCUCUCCCUCCACCCCCAGCCGCCGCCGCCGCCGCCAAGGUUGGCGUUGGUCUCGACGACGACAUAUCCGACGGAAUGCAAUGCACUGACCAUCCUUACCGCACCAAUCCCGGCGGUAUCUGUGCCUUCUGUCUUCAAGCAAAGCUCGGCAAGCUCGUUUCCUCUUCUCUCCCUCUUCCCAUUCGCGGUUCGUCUUCUUCUCCUUCUUCUCCUUCUCUUGGAUCUGACAGCAAUAGUAGCAAUAAUGUUAAUGGUAGUGUUCCGUCGAACGCUGGUUCUAUUUCGAAAACUGUUAAUUUCAAUGUUAAUGGAGUUGUUGAUUGUCAUUUUCAUCAUGAUAAUACUACCAAGCGGGCCCGGAUCCCUUUUUUGUUAGCUAAAAAGAAGAAGAAAGUUGUUAUGGUUGGGGGGGCUGAUUAUAAUCGGAGUAAUGACGUCGUUUUUAAGAGGAGUAAGUCUACCACGGCGCCGAGGAGAGGGCAGUUUCUUGUUGAUGGUGACGAUGGUGUCGAUUUUAGCCCUAGGAAGCACCGAGGGGGGUUUUGGUCUUUUUUGUAUUAUCACGCGCCGUCGUCUUCGAAAUCUCACGCGCCGAGGAAAGUGGAGAGAGUUGCUACUAGUGGCGUUGGUGGGAAUUUGGGGGUGAACGAUACGAUUUUAGAGGAAGAUGAAAGCCCUAAUGGCAAUACCACGUCGUUUGAGCGGAAGGUUUCGAGAUCUAGAUCCGUCGGCUGCGGUAGUCGGAGCUUUUCCGGUGAUUUUUUCGAGAGAAUCUCUACUGGUUUUGGUGACUGUACGCUCCGUCGAGUUGAGUCUCAGAGAGAAAGCAAGUCGUCGAAAGUCUCUACUAAUGGAAACUCCAGCAGCCACCGUAAUGGCGCCGGCGUCGACCAUCAUUGUAUUAAAGAAAGAGUAAAAUGCGGUGGUUUGUUCAGUGGAUUCAUGAUGACUUCAUCUUCUUCUUCGUCAUCUUCCUCAUCUUACUUAGUUUCAUCAUCUUCCGCUGACGAACUCACCCGUAAACCAACUCCGGUAGUAGGGCCAGUAAUAAGCGGUGGGCGUAGCAGGACAUGGACGUGGGCAUUUGCAAGUCCGAUGAGAGCUUUUAAACCGUCAAAUUCGAAGGAUAGGAAACGUUCUAUAAUCAGACAAGCUACAGAAAGCAACCCAUCACCGGAUUUGAACGCUAUUCCUUCAUUGUUAACCGUUAGAAGCUGAAAAAACAACAACAAAACACUCUGUUUCCGUUGGAUGAAGAUCAAAAAAGGGAGGAAUCAUGAAGGAAGAUGCAAAGCAACUUAUCAAACACAAGGUGCGUUUAAGCACAGUGGAUUUCUUCACUUCUCACCGUACAAAUCAAAAACAUAAAAAAGAAAAAAAAAAGAAUAUAAUGAAUGAAUCUUUUUGAGAAGAUGGAAAUUUGCUUUGUGUUUUUAUGUAAUAUCAAAUUUGUAAUUUGUGAAUGUUGAAUGUAAUGUGUUUUAUGUUUGAUGUUCUUUUGAAGAAUAAGAAAUGGUUGAAUUUUCACAAAAUAAUCACAUGAUGGCACGUGCAUGAUAAUGGAAUAGACAGCUAGUUUUAA